Messenger RNA from Condylura cristata (star-nosed mole), 5350 nucleotides. It is a transcript of the gene RPS6KB1, whose product is annotated as ribosomal protein S6 kinase, 70kDa, polypeptide 1. Bases 135 to 1712 code for a protein of 525 amino acids. Gene Ontology annotation, molecular function: ATP binding; protein serine/threonine kinase activity. The record is from RefSeq and is a predicted model, not a curated record. NCBI's taxonomy places the organism in Eukaryota, Metazoa, Chordata, Mammalia, Eulipotyphla, Talpidae. Gene Ontology annotation, biological process: protein phosphorylation; cellular response to insulin stimulus; signal transduction. The transcript is spliced from 15 exons.
GCUUCACAGAAGCCUGUACGCAUGCUCCAGCGCUGAGCUUGAGGAGCCAGUCCAGGGCCUAGGCGCAGACGCACUGAAUCCAAGCAGCAGAUGAUGGCGGCAGCGGCGGCGGUGUCUGCGGCGGGUCCGGGCCCAUGAGGCGACGACGGAGGCGGGACGGCUUUAACCCAGCGCCGGACUUCCGAGACAGGGAAGCUGAGGACAUGGCAGGCGUGUUUGACAUAGACCUGGACCAGCCAGAGGACGCGGGCUCUGAGGAUGAGCUGGAGGAGGGGGGUCAGUUAAAUGAAAGCAUGGACCAUGGGGGAGUUGGACCAUAUGAACUUGGCAUGGAACAUUGUGAAAAAUUUGAAAUCUCAGAAACUAGUGUGAACAGAGGGCCAGAAAAAAUCAGACCAGAAUGUUUUGAGCUACUUCGGGUACUUGGUAAAGGGGGCUAUGGAAAGGUUUUUCAAGUACGAAAAGUUACAGGAGCAAAUACUGGGAAAAUAUUUGCCAUGAAGGUGCUUAAAAAGGCAAUGAUAGUAAGAAAUGCUAAAGAUACAGCUCAUACAAAAGCAGAGCGGAAUAUUCUCGAGGAAGUAAAGCAUCCCUUCAUUGUGGAUUUAAUUUAUGCCUUUCAGACCGGUGGAAAACUCUACCUCAUCCUUGAGUAUCUCAGUGGAGGAGAACUAUUUAUGCAGUUAGAAAGAGAGGGAAUAUUUAUGGAAGACACAGCCUGCUUUUACUUGGCAGAAAUCUCCAUGGCUUUGGGGCAUUUACAUCAAAAGGGGAUCAUCUACAGAGACCUGAAACCGGAGAAUAUCAUGCUUAAUCACCAAGGUCAUGUGAAACUAACAGACUUUGGACUAUGCAAAGAAUCUAUUCAUGAUGGAACAGUCACACACACAUUUUGUGGAACAAUAGAAUACAUGGCCCCUGAAAUUUUGAUGAGAAGUGGGCACAAUCGAGCUGUUGAUUGGUGGAGUUUGGGAGCAUUAAUGUAUGACAUGCUGACUGGAGCACCCCCAUUCACAGGGGAGAAUAGAAAGAAAACAAUUGACAAAAUCCUCAAAUGUAAACUCAAUUUGCCUCCCUACCUCACACAAGAAGCCAGAGAUCUGCUUAAAAAGCUGCUGAAAAGAAAUGCUGCUUCCCGUCUUGGAGCUGGCCCUGGGGAUGCUGGAGAGGUUCAAGCUCAUCCAUUUUUCAGACAUAUUAACUGGGAAGAACUGCUGGCUCGAAAGGUGGAGCCCCCCUUUAAGCCUCUGUUGCAAUCUGAAGAGGAUGUGAGUCAGUUUGAUUCAAAGUUUACACGUCAGACACCUGUUGACAGCCCAGAUGACUCAACUCUCAGUGAAAGUGCCAACCAGGUCUUUCUGGGUUUUACAUAUGUGGCUCCAUCUGUACUUGAAAGUGUGAAAGAAAAGUUUUCCUUUGAACCAAAAAUUAGAUCACCUCGAAGAUUUAUUGGCAGCCCACGAACACCUGUCAGUCCAGUCAAAUUUUCUCCUGGGGAUUUCUGGGGAAGAGGUGCUUCAGCCAGCACGGCCAAUCCUCAGACACCUGUGGAAUACCCAAUGGAAACAAGUGGAAUAGAGCAGAUGGAUGUGACAAUGAGUGGGGAAGCUUCAGCACCACUUCCAAUACGACAGCCAAACUCUGGGCCAUACAAAAAGCAAGCUUUUCCCAUGAUUUCCAAACGACCAGAGCACCUUCGAAUGAAUCUAUGACAGAGCAAUGCUUUUACCGAAUUUAAGGCAAAAAAAAAAAAAAAAAAAAAAAAGGUGGGGAGGAGAUACAUGAGCUUCCUGCAAGGUGAAAUAAGAAGAUUCAAACUGACAGUCUCAAAGAGUCAAAGAGUCAAUCUGUUACAUAGAACACUUUGGACAGAGGAAGAAUAAAACAUGGAUUUUAAAAAAUCAAUGGUGCAAAAAAAAAAAAAACUAAGCAAAAUAGUAUUGUGGAACUCUUAGGCACAUCAGUUAAUUGAUUCUAAGCGACAUCUUCUCAACCUUACCAAGGAUUUUCUUGUUGAUGGGUCAAAACUGACAGUAUUAAAGACAGGAUGUUGCUUCUGAAUCACUGUUAACAUUUGGAUUGUGUCGAAGAAGGGUUAUCUUUCAUUAGGCAAAGUAUGAAAUUGCCUGUCAUACUUGCAACUAAGGACAAUUUAGCAUGCAAGCUUGGUCAAACUUUUUCCAGCAACAUGGAAUCAAAGACAAAAGAAACUUGUCAAUUGAUGUUUUACGUGCAAACAACCUGAAUCUUUUUUUUAUAUAAAUAUAUAUUUUUCAAAUAGAUUUUUGAUUCAGCUCAUUAUGGAAAAUAUCCCAACUUUAAAAUGCGAAAUUAUUGGUUGGUGUGAAGAAAGCCAGACAACUUUCUGUUACUUCUUUUGGUGAAAUAAUAAAAAUACAAAUGAAUCAUUGUUAACCACAGCUGUGGCUCGUUUGAAGGGUUGGGUGGACUUGGGGUUUAUUUUCAGUAACCCAACUGCAAUACCUGUCUAAUACUUGGGGGAAAAAAAGAAUCUAUUUGGUCAUUUCUACUUGGAGUACUGUUACAUGCUAAGCUUAACUGGAAGCCUUGGAAAUAGGCAUAAGUUGUAUGUCCUUCAUUUCAUCCUUGUUCUGGGCCUGCAGUGCACUGGAAAAAUAUUGCCACCUGUUCUUAUACCAGUAUUUGGUUCAAGACAACAACCAAAUGUGUUCAGCCUAUGGCUGAAGGAGGACAGAAGAGUCAGGAUAAAAUGUAUACUGAGGGCGGCAAAAUAAGGGACUUGGGAAGAUCCAGGGGAAGAGGGUGUUGCCAUGGUCCACUCUCUGUGACUAAUCUCUUUACAGCAGAUUGGUAAGGUUUUAAGUUUUGCUUCUUUUUACUGUUUUUGCUGUCUACCUUCCUUACAUUUUUUUCCUCAGCAGUUUUCAAAGGAAAAAAGGUAUAAUUUGUUUCUCCUAUACCGGGGCUACAUUUUUUGAUUGUAAAAAUAUUUGAUGGCCUUUUGAUGAAUGUCUUCCACAGUAAAUACAAAAACUUAGUGACUUAAUUUAGGAAAUAAGUUAUCAAGACUGUGUUUUUGAAAUUGUAACAAAAUUACAUAAGUGAUUUAUAGGUACAAAGAAUAAAAUAGGUAACUUUACCUUUCUUAAAUACUUCCUGCCUUAAAGAGAGCAUUUCCAUGACUUUAGCUGGUGAAAGGGUUUACUAUCUGCAGAGCUUUAUAAAAAAAAUUACUUCAGUGCAAACUGGUAUAAUAGAUGAUCAUGCAGUUGCAGUUGCGUCUUACCACCUCUUUUUGUUUUUUAUAAUGUCUUCAGUCUGAGUGUGCAAAGUCAGUUUGUAGUAUUUUGCAACCCUAUGAUUUUAAAAAUAGAUGCUGCUUGCUGUAUUUUCCAAACUUUGAGCCAUAGGAUCCAAGCCAUAAAAUUCUUUAUGCAUGUUGAAUUCAGUCAGAAGAGAGCAAAGCUUUGCUUAUUUAAAUGGCAGUUCAAGUGAGAUGAGUUGAAAUCCUAUGACAUUAGGCAAAAAUCGAACCACAAAAACUUAUUGGAAAUAUAGCUUGAAUUGUGGCAAUAAAUGAAAGAGUUGGUAACAGUUCAUCUCUGGACAGAAAAGCACCCUCCCUCCUUUUUUUCCUUAGAAUCAUUCCUUGUAGGCUCCCUCCUCCUCUAUUGCAGCAGCUUGUUGAGAAUUCUGUGACUAUAGGUAGUAACUUAGAAGCUACAAUAAUACGGGCAGAAAUUAUACUUAAAAGUGCAGAAAUUUGUUUUAUAAGUUUAUGAUGUCUGAUAAAACAGAACCCAAAAAACUAUGGUGACAUGUAUAGACUUUAUUUAAGGCUGUAAAUGACUUGUACUGAUACUUCUUUUCAAAUGUGUUUAUUAACUGUAGUGUUAACUGUCUGACCAAAUUCCAGCUAAAUUUUGACACCAAAAUGUUUCUCCUCAGUCUUAGUAACAUUUGCACUGUGAUUGGCUGGCUAUAACCACCCUAUAGUUAAACCAUUUUCAUUAGCACUGCCAGCAAUAGUGGCAAACAUUGCAACUUUCCUGCAUAAAAAGCAUUAAUUGCACACCUACCAUCCACACAAUUAAGAGUUUUUCCAACUUUGCAGUAAGAAUUUAAUUUACUAUGCUGUGGCAAGUUUGAGAAAUUAUGUUUCAUAAAUGGAUAUCCCUACUACUAUGACUGUGAAAACAUGUCAAGUGCCACAUUAGUGUCACAGACAGAAAGCACACACCUAUGCAAUAUGGCUUACCCUAUAUUUAUUUGUAAAAAUCCAACUAUAGUUUUAAGAUACACAAUGUCAAUAUUAGUAGUCUUGAGUUUCUAAAAGGGUUCUUUAUGAUUAUUCCAGGUAAGUGUAUAAAAGAGACUGCUUUUCUUUUUACCAUCACUUAUUUUCUUUAAAAUCAAGCUAUUACAGGAUAUUUUUUUAUUUUAUACAUGCUGUUUUUUAAUUAAAGUAUAAUCACUGAAAACUAAAGUUUACUAAUUUUGAUUUUAUAAGGUUCGUAGCAUUACAGAAUAAACUGGGAUUUAUAAACCAGCUGUGAUUAACAAUGUAAAGUAUUAAUUAUUGAACUUGAACAGAUUUUUAAGAAAAUUAUGUUCUUUUUGCCCUUUAUGCUCUUAAAUAAUUUGCAUCCUUCCAGAAGGAUUUUUUCCAUACUAUUUUUCAAAAUAGAACAUAAUUUGGGGGGGAUGCAUGUAUGAUACUCCAUAAAUUCAACAUUCUUUACUAUAGGUAAUAAAUUAUUAUAAAUAAAAUGCAUCUUCAAUAGUAGUAGUAUACUGAACCUUGGAUUUUAUAUUUAUUAUAGGAUCUAACUAUUUUGGUUACUCAGACAUAUGGUUCCUAGCUUAUAAGGGCUAGAUCUCAGAUUAUUCUCAUGAGAAAUGUUGAAUUUAUGAAGAGUGGAUUUUGAAGCUUUGGAAAUGGUUAAUUUCUCAAACAAAAAUAGCAAUUUCCAAACCACUAUCUUUUUUCCUUGGAGUAGACACUAGCAAGCUGAACAAAGCAUUCGUAAAAGUAUUUGUCACACAUGACUUGUGGUCUCUUGCUGAUAAAAUUUUCUUGUGUGAUUCUUAAUUUACUACUACAGCACAAGUAUUAUCUCAGUGGAUUAUCUGAAGUAACAUCUGAAAGAUGGGUUCAUUUGUGUUUGCUCUUUUUAAACUAUUACUUUUCUCCUUCUCCGAGUUGGCUUUGCAUUUGUCAGAGUAAAAUUCUUCAGCUGCCUUAUUAGGAGUGCUAUGAGGGUAACAACUUUUCUGCUUUUCAUCUGUACUUAGUUUACUGUAUUAUUUGAUUUUGGAUUGAAUGAAUGUAAAUAGAAAUUAAAUGAAAAUCUGAAUGAACAUAAAA